GCCCUUUUUUCCUUCCAUUUUGCACCCAUUUUUCGACGCGCGGUGCAUAGAAAAUACAUUUUCACUUUUUUAAUCUGAACAUUCAACUUCCACUACUAUCCACCCAAUAUCUGAAUUAACCCCAUUAUGGAGAUCGAUGACAUUCUCCAAGAGUUUGAGAACUCGGCCAGAGCUUCCUCUCGCGUGACAAAGCCGCACCAGACAGAUUUGUAUGCCCAACUAGUCACGGCAAUGGUCAAUGAAAGAAUGGCACCAGACGUGUUACCCUAUCAGGGACAACUAUUGUCACAGGUCCUCGACCUCUUAUCACAACAACAACAAUACCUCUUGGACUCACAUGAGUACGGUGACUCCAAUGCCGGAUCUGGGGUCAUUUCGAGUGAUUUCAAGCUACAACUAAUGAUUGUCGAGACUGAGGUUGAACGGUUAAAUUACUUGGUACGUCUGUACCUCAGGGUCCGUCUCGCCAAGUUAGACAAGUUUAAUAUUUUCUACAUUAAUAAGGCAGCUUCCACUGCGUCUACUGAUGGGUCUGCCGACCAGCUUCUCUCGCCAGGAGAAGUCGACUACAUUCAUAAACACUUUAAGAUUUUGACUCAGCUCUAUAACGCGUGUUUCCUCAAAAAAAUGCCACACUUCUUGACCCUUUUGGAUGACACUAGUGGAGGUCAACUGAUGGUAUCUGAACCAGAUAUCCAUCAUCCUGUCUUCAUCAAGGUAAUCACGAAAUUUCCUAUUAGCGUACGAGUGGAUGCUGAGGAAGUGUUGGAGUUGGAACGUGAUGGUAUUUACGUUGUCAAGUACUCACUUGUUCGCAAAUAUGUUGAGAUUGGUGAUGUUCAAUUAAUCUAGAGAGUAUUGAUCUUGGGGAAAAGUGAGGUCUGUAUAGUGGGACCUUCGUAUAAUACUCUGUGUUCUAUCAAAUAUCCCAUGGUAUCAUGUCUAGCUAACUCCCUACUCUUAAUUGUUUUAACUUGGCCUAUAUGGGGUAUUUUAUU
Molecule: messenger RNA, 998 nt
Organism: [Candida] anglica
Lineage: Eukaryota; Fungi; Ascomycota; Pichiomycetes; Serinales; Debaryomycetaceae
Source: the annotation of a GenBank genome assembly